Messenger RNA from Rhinolophus ferrumequinum (greater horseshoe bat), 9023 nucleotides. RefSeq names its product potassium voltage-gated channel subfamily Q member 5 (gene KCNQ5). The transcript has 14 exons. Gene Ontology annotation, biological process: potassium ion transport; transmembrane transport. The record is from RefSeq and is a predicted model, not a curated record. Gene Ontology annotation, molecular function: voltage-gated potassium channel activity. Bases 1381 to 4188 code for a protein of 935 amino acids. Gene Ontology annotation, cellular component: membrane. Lineage: Eukaryota; Metazoa; Chordata; Mammalia; Chiroptera; Rhinolophidae.
UCCCCACGCUGACUGUGAUGUUUAACUCUUAUGCUUUAUAACACAGGGUUGCUGAAGGCCAGAGGCCGCAGCCUGUGGCACUGUGGCCUCCCUCCUCACCAAGGGCGGGGGCUUUGGGCCUCCAGAGUGUCAGAGGUGGUGGGGGAUCCAGCCAGUCUUAACUGGCGACAUGUGUCUCACCGUGUAAGUUAUAGAAUACAGCAGUAGGGUGGCGACUCUGAGAAGCCAUUGUCCUGGGCUCUCCACCCUCCAGGAUUUUUCUCCCAGGCACUGGGAAGAGCACCGUCACUGUCCAGACUUUCGCAGUUUUAUGACUUUCUCGGACUUAAAUGGAAAUUUCUUGACGGAGGCAACAGAGUUCGUUUUCCCAUGCUUUGAGCCGCUGUCAGGCAGAGCCCCCAGGCAAGUCGUUAACAGCGAAGGAGCCACUUUGGAGUUUUUACGCCCUCCCCAUACUCCACCCCCCGGACUGGGAAGGAUGGCCAGUUACUCGAAGGCUUGCCGUCUGAUGCUGGGAUGGAAAGUCACAGCCCGCAAGCUGGAGUAAGCCGCGGGGAAAUGCCGGGUCCCCGCCUCGCGGUCUCGGCAGGGGUGUUCUGUGGAUCUGCACACUGAACUGCCAAGGACUCCACAGCUGCGUGGGGACCGAGAGCCACUACCCGACGCGUCGCCCCGCGCGCCGGCUCGGGGACUGAUCGGUACCUGACGGGCAGGGCAGGGCCGUUCCCGCUCACACACCCCUUGCAGAAGGAUGGCAGGACCUGGCCCGGCAGCCUAGCGGCGGGAGAGAGCAGCGACCUGCAUCUCCAGUUUUCACUCAGGGCACGAGGCCGACUAACCAUCGGGACAGCCCCAAAGCCCCAGAAAGAACCAAACCGAACUCGCGCCUGAGAGGGGCUUCCGAGACCUGUCCCCUCCCGGGGAGGUGGCAGACGCAACUGAGCGCGGAGAGUGGAGGACGAGAAGAAAGGGGGAGCCUGGGGCUGGGUGUGCGCGCGUGGGAGCGCGCCUCGGAGCGCCCAGCUCUCCCCGUUUCAACCCCGGGGGCACUUCGGAUGGAGGGAGUGGUAGCCGCGGGAAUCGGAGGAAGCAAGAAAAACCUUCUCAAAGUGACGCCUCAACCAGGUCCUGCUUUCGAAUUCAAAGCUAACGGCUGCUAGAAAUUGGGGCUCCUCUGCCUCCUCCGCACGCCCCCCUCCGCCCCAGCGCGGAGCCCCGAUGGUUUGCUAAGCCGCUGGCUUUCCCACCCCCGACUCAGAGGUCGCGGGCCGGCGGCGCCCGCUCCGCCGCGGCUUCCUCCUCGAAACCCGCCAGCGCGCAUGAGGCCGCUGCCCCCGCCGCCGGCACUGGCGCCCCCCUCGCGGUGCCCGUGGUGAUGCCAUGCCCCGCCACCACGCGGGAGAGGAGGGCGGCGCCGCUGGGCUCUGGGUGAAGAGCGGCGCGGCGGCGGCGGCGGGCGGGGGGCGCCUGGGCAGCGGCAUGAAGGAUGUGGAGUCGGGCCGGGGCAGGGUGCUGCUGAACUCGGCGGCCGCCAGGGGCGACGGCCUGCUGCUGUUAGGCACCCGCGCGGCCGCGCUCGGCGGCGGCGGCGGCGGCGGCGGCGGCGGCGGCCUGAGGGAGAGCCGCCGGGGCAAGCAGGGGGCCCGGAUGAGCCUGCUGGGGAAACCGCUCUCCUACACCAGUAGCCAGAGCUGCCGGCGCAACGUCAAGUACCGCAGGGUGCAGAACUACCUGUACAACGUGUUGGAAAGACCCCGCGGCUGGGCGUUCAUCUACCACGCGUUCGUCUUUCUUCUUGUCUUCGGUUGCUUGAUUUUAUCAGUGUUCUCUACCAUCCCUGAGCACACAAAGUUGGCCUCAAGUUGCCUCUUGAUUCUGGAGUUCGUGAUGAUUGUCGUCUUUGGUUUGGAGUUCAUCAUUCGAAUCUGGUCUGCAGGUUGCUGUUGUCGAUAUAGAGGAUGGCAAGGAAGGCUGAGGUUUGCCCGAAAGCCCUUCUGUGUUAUAGAUACCAUUGUUCUUAUCGCUUCAAUAGCAGUUGUUUCUGCAAAAACUCAGGGUAAUAUUUUUGCCACGUCCGCACUCAGAAGUCUCCGUUUCCUACAGAUCCUCCGAAUGGUGCGCAUGGACCGAAGGGGAGGCACUUGGAAAUUGCUAGGUUCAGUGGUUUAUGCUCACAGCAAGGAAUUAAUCACAGCUUGGUACAUAGGAUUUUUGGUUCUUAUUUUUUCAUCUUUCCUCGUCUAUCUGGUGGAGAAGGAUGCCAACAAAGAAUUUUCUACAUAUGCAGAUGCUCUGUGGUGGGGCACAAUUACAUUGACAACGAUUGGCUAUGGAGACAAAACUCCCCUAACUUGGCUGGGAAGAUUGCUUUCUGCAGGCUUUGCGCUCCUCGGCAUUUCUUUCUUUGCACUUCCUGCCGGUAUUCUUGGCUCAGGUUUUGCAUUAAAAGUACAAGAACAGCACCGCCAGAAACACUUUGAGAAAAGAAGGAACCCAGCUGCCAACCUCAUUCAGUGCGUUUGGCGUAGUUAUGCAGCUGAUGAGAAAUCCGUUUCCAUUGCAACCUGGAAGCCGCACUUGAAGGCCCUGCACACCUGCAGCCCUACCAAGAAAGAGCAAGGGGAAGCAUCAAGCAGUCAGAAGCUAAGUUUUAAGGAGCGAGUACGCAUGGCUAGCCCAAGAGGCCAGAGCAUUAAGAGCAGACAAGCCUCAGUAGGUGACAGGAGGUCCCCAAGCACCGACAUCACAGCCGAGGGCAGCCCCACCAAAGUGCAGAAGAGCUGGAGCUUCAACGACCGAACCCGCUUCCGGCCCUCGCUGCGCCUCAAAAGUUCUCAGCCAAAACCAGUGAUAGACGCGGACACAGCCCUUGGCACUGAUGAUGUGUAUGAUGAAAAAGGAUGCCAGUGUGAUGUAUCUGUAGAAGACCUCACCCCACCACUGAAAACUGUCAUUCGAGCUAUCAGAAUUAUGAAAUUUCAUGUUGCAAAACGGAAGUUUAAAGAAACAUUACGCCCAUACGAUGUAAAAGAUGUCAUUGAACAAUAUUCUGCUGGUCACCUGGACAUGUUGUGUAGAAUUAAAAGCCUUCAAACACGCGUUGAUCAAAUUCUUGGAAAAGGGCAAAUCACAUCAGAUAAGAAGAGCCGGGAGAAAAUAACGGCAGAACAUGAGACUACAGAUGACCUCAGUAUGCUCGGCCGGGUGGUCAAGGUUGAAAAACAGGUACAGUCCAUUGAGUCCAAGCUGGACUGCCUACUAGACAUAUAUCAACAGGUCCUCCGGAAAGGCUCCGCCUCGGCCCUCACUUUGGCCUCAUUCCAGAUCCCACCUUUUGAAUGUGAACAGACCUCUGACUAUCAAAGCCCCGUGGAUAGCAAAGACCUGUCCAGUUCCGCACAGAACAGCGGCUGCUUAACCAGAUCAGCCAGUGCCAACAUCUCUCGAGGCCUGCAGUUCAUUCUGACGCCAAAUGAAUUCAGUGCUCAGACUUUCUAUGCGCUUAGCCCUCCUAUGCACACUCAAGCUACACAGGUGCCAAUGAGUCAAAGUGAUGGCUCUGCAGCGUCAGCCACCAACAACAUUGCAAACCAAAUAAACGCGGCACCUAAGCCAGCAGCCCCCACAACUUUACAGAUCCCUCCACCUCUCCCAGCCAUCAAGCACCUGCCCAGACCAGAGACCCUGCACCCAAACCCCGCAGGCUUACAGGAAAGCAUUUCUGAUGUCACCACCUGCCUUGUUGCCUCCAAGGAAAAUGUUCAGGUUGCACAGUCAAGUCUGACCAAGGACCGUUCUCUGAGGAAAAGCUUUGACAUGGGAGGGGAAACUCUGUUGUCUGUCCAUCCCGUGGUGCCCAAGGACUUGGGCAAAUCUUUGUCUGUACAAAACCUGAUCAGGUCAACAGAGGAACUGAAUAUACAACUUUCAGGGAGUGAGUCAAGUGGCUCCAGAGGCAGCCAAGAUUUUUACCCCAAAUGGAGGGAAUCCAAAUUGUUUAUAACUGAUGAAGAGGUGGGUCUGGAGGAGACUGAGACGGACACUUUUGAUGCCAUGCCGCAGCCUGCCAGAGAAACUGCCUCUGCCUCAGACUCUCUAAGGACUGGGAGGUCACAGUCAUCUCAGAGCAUUUGUAAGGCCGGAGAAAGUCCAGACGCCCUCAGCUUGCCUCACGUCAAACUGAAAUAAGUCUCUCAUUUUCUUUCUAGGCAUAGCAGUUCCUUUAGCCAUACAUAUCAUUGCAUGAACUAUUUUGAAAGCCCUUCUAAAGUGGAAUUUGCAAGAAUCGGGAAGAACAUGAAAGGCGGUUUAUAAUCUUUUAAUUGCAUGAAAAUGCAUGUUUCCAGAUGGCUGAAAUUCCAAGGUACAUCAGCAUUAACCGCUCAUUUAGGAACGUACCUUGAGUUAAACAUACUGAGAAACCAAACACCGCUAAUGCUGUGGGGUGUAUGAAAAUUAGGUCGUUUAGAAGAUUUGACUCUGUAUUUUGAAAUUAUGGGAGUAAACACCUUCAAAUUUCAGCCAUUUCUGCUUCGCAAUUAAAUACAAAAUGCAUUUUCAAAAUUAGGCCAUCAUGUAUAUUGAAACACAAUGGCUAUCAUCAAUGGCUGCUAACAAGGUAUCGAGUCAAGCAGAGUUUGGGAAUCAUAGAAAUGGCUGCUUAUUUCAAGAUAUAUUUGCCAACCCAUUCCUACUCAGUCAUGUUAUUAUUAAUGUAAUUCGAAUGUCAAUUUGUGUGCUUUUGGUGAUUUAACGCUGUGGCAAGCAAUUUUGCACAUCAUUUUCAUGUUGUUCUUUAUGAUGAGAAUGUUCUUCAAUAAGAAAAUGUGCAAAUCCUGAAAUUCAGGGCCAGGGGGCAUUUAGACUGACUAUUUGACACAUUUGACUUCAUUGAAACAUAUUCCCUAAUGGCUGAAUCAAUUUUGUAAGUGGUCAACUUCCGUACAAGCAAGUGAAAUGCUAAUCAAUACAAGGCCAGUGUGCCUGAGCUGAUCUCUCUGCAAUGGCACCACCCCAGGCUUGCCAAUACUGCCCACGGAAAGGGGAAGUGUGAGGAGCUGUUCCCACUAAGUUGAUACAUAGGAAGGAUCCCAGGGAAUGAGGCAUGUGAGUGAGAGUGAGAUGGGAAAGGCUUGAGAAGAGCCCAGACACAAUACCGGGAAGUGAAGUUCAAGAAAUUGACUUCCCCUGAAAGGGCAAUGAGAGAGAAAGAAACCAAAAUAAAAGUACUCAAUUUUUUUUAGAACAUGAAUACUGCUAAGGAAUUCAACUACCUAAACGUCUUAUUCUUAUAUAUAAACAGAGAAUUUUGCAAGGUAUUUAUUUUUUAAUAUGCCCUGAAUGUUUUUUGCUAUUAUGUAGUACAUUUUGCAUAUGAAAGACUCAAAGUAAACCUCCUUUACCUUUUAUACCAUAGUGAACAUUUUCUAUUCUCCCCAAGAAUGUUGCCCCAAAUCUUGAAAUUAAUGGUUCAGCUUCCUGGCAUAAACAUUUACAGUUGGAAGCCAGGUAACACUGGCAGCGUCCGCAAAUCAAAACACAUCAUCAUAUACAGUGACAGCAAAAAGCCCAAGAGAAACAAAAUGAAAAAUUACUGACCUGAAAGCAAGCGAUGCUGACUGCUCGUUAGAAACCAGUCUGGCGGUCUCAGAUCAGUAGAACUUCAGGCAGGGUGAUGGCCUUCAAAAGGGAAGAAGUAAGGUAGCAUUUUAGUUCAGUUCAACUCUAGCCACAGAAGGACUUUAAGAAAGUGCCACCCCCCCACCCCCAUUCUGUGGCCAGUUAGCUCAGUUGGUUAGAGCCUGGUGUUAAUAAUAACAAUGUUGCCGGUUCGAUCCCCACAUGGGCCACUGUGAGCUGUGCCCUCCUUUAAAAAAAAAAAAAGUCUCCCCCCACCACCCCCUCACCCCUUGGCAGAUAGUGCUGCCUCCAGAAAAACUUCAGCAGCCCCAGAAGAUCAACUAGGCACCCAAACGCAGGAGGAGGCCCUGAAAUCCACCAGUCCUUCCCAGCUCUCCCACAACCGGCCUUCUCCAUCCCUGAUUCUUUCCUUACUUUUCUUCUCCAUAACUACUUAUCAGUUUCCUGCCACUAUUUUGCUUCUAAACUUCACCAGGCCUUAACCAGCUUCCAUACCCAAGUAAACCACUUCUCCACUCUACCUAAAAUGUGCUUCUCAACUUUUUAAAAUCCUUGUCCCUUUUGAUAGACACUGAAAUUCUGAAAGCUCCCUCUUCUCACCUGUCCUGAUUUCUGAUGCACUCCCCUGGGGUGUAUUGUUCAGAAUCUUCUUGGCUGCUAGAGACACACAGAAGAUAGAGUCUAAGUUUUCCACUCCUGUUAAAAAGAGUUUGUCAAGCUUUUAAAGCAUGUAUUUUCAUUUUGGAAACAUAGAGUCUUAGUAAAUUAUUAAAUGCAAUUUUAAUCUACCCAUGUCUCCACCCAACCUGAAGUUGUGAUACACCCUCCAGAAGGGAUUGCGCGCGUGAGCACACACACAUGCACACCUCCCCUGACAGAAAGCCAGACACCUGCCAGGCACUCAAAGGAAGAGGAAGGAGGCAGCAACUUUCAGGGAGCACUGAUUCUUGGACAUAUUCUGUCCUGGGUCAAACCCCACUGGCAGCAGGAAUUCUGAAUGUAUUGGGGACCCCUCCAUACGCCUCUUUAGGCCUCUAAUGCAGGACAGUUCAUCCAGCAUUGCCGAAGACAGAAGAUUCAGAAACAAAACCUAGAAACAUCAGUGAGGUCUUAAUCAUAGAAAAAUGUAAUAAACCAUGUUAUGAAAAACUUUUAUUCAUUGAAGCCAUGGCCAUUUUGUGUCUAUCUUAUUCUGGCACAAAAAUUCUUGGAUGUUAAAAGAUAGUUGUAUUGUGUGAAACCUGCAGGGUUCUGUCUGUUGUGUUACUCUCUGUGGAGUUGAGGGGUCUCCCAUUUACACUUAGCAAAGUCCCAUUGGUCGAUCCCAAAUGGCGUCUUGAAGCAGUUUAGCUGAGCACUGAGCAGCCAGCCACAUGCUUUCUCAGUUCAAGUUGUCUGCCUUCUUCAACAUGCAGGGUUGAUCAAGCUGAUACUUAAUUGCAAACAUCCCAGAUAUGAGGUUAACUUAAAAAUGUUGCUAUGUGUGAUUUAAAUGUUUGCAUUGUGUUCAACUAAAUUAAUAUCUGUACAUAGCAAGUUUGUUUAAAGAUACUUUAUUGAGUUUUAAAGUCGUUAUCUCCUGUUCUAAGGUGCCUUUCUCACCUCCCAUUGACUCAGUGACUCUGAAAGUUCUUAAUUUGCAGGUAAAAUAAGUCUAACAGAAAAGGAGGAAAUCAGGCACAAAGUGACUAAUAUCUCACGCUCAUGUGCAAAGCAAAACUAUAAGGAAUGAUGAAACCUGAGCAACUAAAUUAAUGGAUCACUUAAGAAAAUAUCAUAAAUAUUAACUUAUCUCCCCAGAAGCUGAUAUUUUUUGCCUUAAAAUGACUUGGUUGUGUUUUUGUAAGAGAAACUUAAUAUAAUUAUGUGCAUUUAAGUGAGCAGUUCUAAAAGUCAUGUAUGACAAUGCAAUUGUCUGUUUCCUGAAAACAAAUCAGGAAUACCAUAUCCAUUUCAAGCUACCAUUAAAAUGUAAUUUCCUUUGCUCUCUUUUACCGGGAUUAUUUGUUUUAAAGUAAAACAUUAAAAAGAUGUCUAUAAACAGCUAAUGUGACUGUUUUUAUCUGGAACUAACUGGUUGGUGCUGAACUGAGUAGUGGCAGUGAAUCAAACUGCCUGUAUACCAAUUUUGAGCUAAAAUAUAAAAAAUAUUUUUUCGCAAUGUUGCUGAAGAAAUAAUUGGUAAUUUGGGGAGAGGUUUGUAAAUGUUUUUGAGGGGUUCAUUAGAAAAAUAAUUUGAAAUUAAUUUGAUGGUUUUUUUAGUUUGAUAUGUCAAAACUAAGAUACCAAUGUAUGUGAGCUUUGUGUUAACUAUAAUAAAAGGGUUUGUUAAACAAAUGAUAAGAAAUGGGGACCAGGCAGGUACCCAAAUACUGCAGUCCCUUGCUACUCAGAAUGACCAUUUUUAGCACCUACUCAGCUCUGACUUACCAGGGAAGGGCUUUUGCUCCAAAAGGGAUUUUCUUCCCUCUUCCCUAAAAAGUCCCAUUCUUUCUGUUUCUCUAGCAAUUUUACACUGUGUCUCCAUGAUUAAUUCCAGGGGAAUUAUUUUAAUGGACGCUGAGAAUGUUAGACCUCUAGAACAUAAAGCAACAAAGCCCUAACACAGGUGUUUUAGACAGGAGGAAGAAGACUGAAGGAGGGUUACCCUGGGGGGUAAUCUGAGGGGACUUCCCGACAUGGUUCUAAUGAGAUCAAACCGGAGUGUGCCUAUUCUGCCACCUUCUAGAAAGACGAGUGAAAAUAAAACUGUGUGUGGAACAUGCUUGCUUGACCAACUUUAAAAGUGUAACCUGCUUCCAAACACUUUAGGAACUACGUUAGCAGUACCUCUCAGCACUGCCAUUUAAAAGGAAAAUACACUAACAACAAUUAUUUUAUCCUAACCAUUGAUAAAAACAGGCUCCCAGACCUUGAAGUGGCCACUUUUAUUAACCGGGUUUCAAAUGCUUUAAGACUCUAGUACAGUAAAUACUGUUUCUUUUAAAUUUUUUCUAUUUUCAUUAAUUACAAUAAGACUUCACCCUAAGCCUACCUAAUUCCAAAUCAUUGAGGUUUUUACUACAUUUCAAAUCAGAAAUUUAUCAGAUGCAUUAUGUGCAAACUAUAGGUUUAUGCACUGACCUGGACAUCACAGCACCACAAAACUGGUGAAUGGAAAAAAUUUUCUUGUUCCAACCAAUAAAUAGUAACUCCAAAGUUACGUUGCUCUGAUAUAUUUCUCUUUGCCCAUUCGCAUGAAUCACUUCAUUUCUAUCACAAUUUUGUUGACCAUCCUAGAGUAUGCUCUAGGAUAGACAGGCGGGUUCUAGUUUUCCCACACACUGUCACAACUACACCAACUUUUUCAACUUGACACCAAUAUGCUUUUUCUCCCCCCUUUC